Messenger RNA from Klebsormidium nitens, 1911 nucleotides. The record is from the annotation of a GenBank genome assembly. NCBI's taxonomy places the organism in Eukaryota, Viridiplantae, Streptophyta, Klebsormidiophyceae, Klebsormidiales, Klebsormidiaceae.
GUUUCCGCUCAUGCCUCAUGAGGCUUCAGCCUCGCGAGCGCCUCGAGUUCAAGCAAGCAGAUCGGAAUGGCAUUCGUGGAAGUUCAGCGCCAGAAGAGCGCCUCAUUAUUGGCCAUCGGAGUCGGACGGCCCGACGUCCCCUGCAGCAUCUGAACAUUCUCACAACGAGGGUUAAUCGGUAGAGGUGUUGCCAGACGCAAUUCACAGCGUCGUGUUUGAAGAGCUUCAUGAUCUCAUGCUUCACGUUUACCACAAAGAAUGGCGGUCAUUCUCCUUCCAUUGUUGCUUCUCGUCCGGGCGUGGCAGGUCUCUUGCAUAGAUGCAGGUUCCUUCUUGCAGGCAGGUGACUCAGCGAUUGCGAGAGGGGAAUGGACCGCCGCCAUACAGCAUUACAGCGCUUUUAUAGAUGCGGAUCCAAACACGGCGCUGGGUUACACCAAGCGAGCAGCAGCCCUGCUGCACCAGCGGAAGAACGGCGAUGCGCUCAAGGAUCUAGAUAAAGCCGUCACUGUGGACACAAGUUUUGUGCAGGGGUUUCUGCAUCGGGGCAAGCUGUUGCGGCAGGUUGGGAGAUUCGAUGAAGCCAUCCGAGACUUCACUCAAGUGUUGUCAUUGCGGCCCGGCCACAAGGGCGCUUCUCAAGCGCUCUCCGAAACGGACGAGGCGCAAAAGAGCCUGGGCUAUGCAGCAAUCUUUCUCGACCGGGGAGACGCGGAGUCUGCACUGGGGCACCUGGAUCGAGUUACGCUCGAGUACGCGCCGGAGUGCGUCGAGGCCUUGAUGAUGAAGUCGCGCAUCCUCUACGACAGACGCGACUUCGACGGGGUAGUGACCGAGAUCGGGAAGGUACUAAAGGUGGAGGAGAACCAUCUCGAGGCGCUCCUGCUGCGCGGACGGGGCUACUUCUACUUGGGCGACCACGAUUUGGCCAUCAGGCACUUUCAGCGGGGCCUCCGCUCCGAUCCCGAGCACUCCGAGUUGAAGAAGGAGUAUCGGAAGGCGAAGCUGCUCGACAAGAGAACAAAGGCCGCAGAGGAAGCAUUUGCCGCAAACAAGUUCCGCGUUGCAAUCGAAGAGUACCAGUCUGCGAUCGAGGUCGAUUCCAAUCACACCCUCCACGUGAAGAAGCUCAGAUUGGGUCUUUGCAAGAGCUUCGUAAAGCUGAGCAAAGGGCAGGAUGCGUUACGGGAGUGUGGGGCGUUCUUGGAAAUGGAGGAGGGAAGUCUAGAGGGUUUGUUGCAGCGGGCUGAGGCUAGGCUGCUCGUGGAAGAUUUUGACGGCGCGGUCGCGGAUUACAAGGCGGCCGUGCAGAAGAACCCGCAGGACCACGGGCUGAGGCAGGCGCUUAUGAACGCGGAGCAAAAGCUGAAGAUCAGCAAACGGAAGGACUAUUAUAAGAUACUCGGGUUGAGUAAAAUCGCGAGUGCGGUGGAUAUCAAAAAGGCGUAUAAGCGGCUGGCGAUCCAGUACCAUCCAGAUAAGAACCCCGGCCAGCAAGAGGAGGCGUCGAGAAAGUUUCAAGAGGUGGCGGAAGCGUACGAGGUCUUGGGCGAUGAGGAGAAGAAAGGACGGUACGACCGAGGGGAGGACUUAGAGCCGCAACAAGGGCACCCUGGGGGACCGUUUGGCGGACCCUUCGGUGGGCCAUUCGGAGGCGGUGGCGGUCAGCAAUUCCAUUUCCAAUGGGGCUGAUUACGGUCGCACAUUUGACUUCCUGUGUGCUCUAGUUACUCUCACUUGUCUUGUUACACGAAAGUCGAUUGAGACAUUCUCUGAAUGGACUGCCUUCGGAAGUACGAGGAUUCGCUGGACAAGGGGAUGCGUGUUGGCACUAGCGAUGAGCUUGUGCCGACACAAAACAAAUUCAAAAAAUAUUUGAAUGAAAUGGUUCGACUUGCUGGGUCAAUCGGA